Messenger RNA from Mollisia scopiformis, 2078 nucleotides. RefSeq names its product FAD dependent oxidoreductase. The coding region runs from base 499 to 1911 and encodes 470 amino acids. The transcript is spliced from 6 exons. The record is from RefSeq and is a predicted model, not a curated record. Gene Ontology annotation, molecular function: sarcosine oxidase activity; flavin adenine dinucleotide binding. NCBI's taxonomy places the organism in Eukaryota, Fungi, Ascomycota, Leotiomycetes, Helotiales, Mollisiaceae.
CAGCCUUUGUGAGCGCCGAUCCAGCGGCGCAUUGUUGUUUAUGAAGCGGAACUCCAUGAAUUACCCAGGUGCUGGCAUUGUUUCGAACAUCAAAACACUGGGGUGCGAUGGUGUGCGUAGUUAAACCCCUUAACCCCGGAGGAGCUGACUAAGCUACUCCUGAUCCUGAUCUGGCUAACCAUCAACCGCGGGGUCAACGGGAACAUCAAUUCAAAAUCUCCAAGUCUCCCCAGCCUGCCUGGCAACAACUUUGAUCAUGGGAAUUUUGAUCAUAUUCAAAACCUAGAUACUACAAGGAUGAUGUGUCAUGCUCUCGAGUGAGUGGCGAUCACCGCGUCGUCCGGUCAUUGCCGGACGCGUGCAAGAGUGGGCUCUCGUGCUUCAUUUCUGUUCUCUUCUCAAUGGUCACAAAAGGGCGUACUCGUCGUGCGAUUUCGUACUCCGAAGUUGGAUAAAUUGCAUUAAGCUCUAUAUAUAUCUGAUAUUGCUCAAUUCGAGAUGACUCAAGUUAACAAGGACUCGAAGAUCAUCAUUGUUGGUGCAGGAGUAUUUGGACUUUCCACUGCUCUAUGGUUGGCCAAGUCAGGCUACAAAUCAGUCACAGUCUUCGACCAACAACCAUACUUCACCAACUCAUACCGCGAUGGUGCCGACGGUGCAUCAGCAGACAUCAACAAAAUCAUUCGUUUCAGCUACGGAAAAGAAAUCGAAUACCAAAGUCUUGCACUAGAAGCAUCGCAUAUUUGGGAUGAGUGGAAUCAGGAAUUGGCAAACCUGAAGCAGAGUGGCGAGGAUGCUGGAUUACCUCCGGGAUUGAGCUCAGGCGACAAGCUAUGGUUCAACAGUAGAAUGCUGAGAAUGAGUGCUUCGGAAUCGUAUGGAGAAUUCGAGAAAGAGACUCUAAAGACCAUGGAGAAAGAGGCUAGGUUGAGGGAAAAGCAGUUUGAAUGUAGGAAUGAGGCAGACAUUCAACGAGCACAGGAAUCAGGUUGGGGUCACAAGGUCGACCCAUUUCAUAGGAAAGAGCUGGGACGAGCUCAUAGUGCUGUUCUUGAUUCAACAGCUGGAUUCGUGGCAGCUGGCAGAUCAUGCCUCUGGGCCUUGCAUCUGUGCCGAAAAUCUGGGGUGAAUAGAACUGAUGGCUCUGUCUAUGGCAUCGAGACUGAAGACAGCCGAUCCCAUUCUGCAGAUCUAAUUAUUGUUGCGUGUGGGGGCUGGACUCCCACAUUGGUUCCAGAGAUCUCAAGAAGCCUGGAAACUACAGCUGGGUCUAUAGUGACUGUACAGAUCCCGCAAGAUAACCAAGAGCUUUGGGACCGAUAUGCGCCAGAGAAUAUGCCGGUUUUCACUUGGGGUAUGAGAGAGGGGAGAGGCAUGUAUGGAUUUCCAAGAAUGGAAGAUGGCAUAGUCAAGUUUGGAUAUCGAGCAACGAAGUGGACGAACUAUGAUGAUAUUAAUGGGAAACCUCUUUCUGUUCCAAAGACAGCUCAUACUAGUAAGAGAGAAACAAAUAUCCCUCUCACAGCUCUUCAUGCGGUUAAGGAUUUCAUCUCCGAAUACCUACCCGAGCUCACUCCACUGGGAAUCAACUCCACGAGGCUUUGCUGGUACACAGAUUCAAUAGACAACUCUUUCAUGAUCGAUCACGUUCCUUCGCGGCCUGGCUUGAUGGUCUGUUCUGGUGGAUCCGGUCAUGGCUUCAAGUUCCUCCCUAUUCUUGGUAGAGAAGUGGUAAAGAUUGUCGAAGGUGGCAAGAAGAAUGUUUAUGGUGAGAUGUGGCGUUGGAGAGAUCCCAAAGAAGGGGGCAAGAAUAAUGGGCUGGAAGAGGGAGUCAGUGGUCCAAGAGUUCUUGCCAAGCAAAAGAUGGCAAGUGAGAAAGAUUGGUCAUUUGGGGGUUCUUCUCGUCUGUGAAAAUCUGCAAGAAAUAAUACCACGACGGGAUAAUUUUGUAUGCUUCUAAGAUAUGAGUUGAAUACCCUUCUCAUCAUAUGUGAGGGGUAAUGUGGGGUAAUUGGCCACUUUCAAAACCCACCACUUUGAAGUACUCAGCUCAAACCCCUUCCAAAUUUGAAUCAAAU